UGAUUGUGCAUGAUUGUAACUAAAUAUAAAAGCGCGGAUGACCAUGGCGAGAGUUGCAAGUUUCAUCCAACUCGCGGAUGACGUGUCCGUUGACCCAGACGUCCUGGGUGACCCGGACCGCAAGCUAGUUGAUGCAGACAUCUGGGAACACUCAGACGACGAAGGGCUCCCAAAUUUGCCUCCAAUCGUCCCACCGACGGCUGCUAGCCCAACAUCGGACGCAGAGCCUCAUAAGGUGGUGGAACUGAUGUUCGACGGGGGCUUUCGGAAUCCGGGGUGUCGCAAAGUGUACCAGGAGCUAUUUGGUGCCGCAGGUGAUAGACCAGUGCAUGUUCAAGCGCUGUCACUGUGCGCGUGCUUCCCCUUCAACGGCCAACCUCCCUGUGGCUAUGGGCCGGACCCGGACGAUGACAGUGACGGCAGUGACGGUUCAGGCCAUGAUGAAGACUUCGAGGAUUCUGACGAACGAGGGAACGUCAACACUUCGGACGGUCCUGAUGCCGAGGACGUCUACUCCCUCGACGAGCACGAACGCGAGGCAAGGCACCUGCUCAUUCGGAAAGCCACGAGGAUCGUGUGUCGUCUAGACAAAGUGGAGUCUUUGCAGCUGAAGCACAUGAUGUGGGCGGACGUGCACAUAGAGGCACGGGCGGUCCUCAGCAACCCUGCGUACUUCAAUGGCCUGACCAUGCUCCAUCUAUGGGACGUCAACUUUGCCACCACGAGCCAACUCAUGCGGGUCCUCGAGCUGGUGACCGCACAUCGUGUCAUACAGCUCACCGUCGGCCGCUGUCUCUGGGAAGUCAACAACCACCAUCGGAAGCAGGUUGCUAGUCGUCUUCCGCUGAGGCUGAAGCGGCUCGAACUCUCCGAGGCCGACGAGUACAAUUGUUCUUGGCGGCCCGUCGUCCAGUGGCUGCUCGGAAAGCGAGAGGUGCUAUCGGUGAAAGAAGCAGACGUUGUCUUGUCGAGCUUGGACAUCACACCUCUGAUCGACUUAAUCCGCAAGACAGCGUGUGGGAUGCGUUGUUUCCACGCUAUAUUUCACACGUUUGAGAGCGAAGAUGCAGACCUCACGGACGAGGACAUCAGACGACUCAGAGAUGAGCCCAGGAAGCCCCCUCGCCGUGGCGAGGAUCGGGCUGUCCGCUGGUACUGCUUGCCGGACGACAUCGUGAACCGACAGAAGUGGUCCUACGGCCUUUCACGCGCCCGUGCGCUGAAGCAAUGCCCGACCAUGGAGCAGGCACACGCGGACGCGGAACAGGCCCUCCGUGAUGACCCCAUCCUCAACAGCACACUCCUGGACAUCGAAGUCCUCCUCGACUGGACCGCUCUGGCGAUCACAGGCCUGCGGGUCGUGCGCCAGCUGAUCUGCUCGGCGACCAGGCGCCUCAGGAUCGAGCUCAGGAUCAGGGAUUUCGAGCGCGUGGAGUGGAGCCUCCUAAACGAUCUAUUCAGCGACAUCGACAAGGCCUUCGUGCGGCACGAGGUCUCCGAUGUUAUCGAGUAUAGCGUCCAAAUCUGGAUCGAAUUCGAAAAGGACUCACACGAGGAACUACACGAUAUGGUGAGGAGGAAGCUACCUAGCAUCUAUCGGAGUAGCGUGAAGCCCAAGGUAUCGGUGCAUGGCUCGUGUGGUCUGAUGCCACCAGUACCUGACACGGAGUAGGUCGGUCGGUCUGUGUCUUCGCGAGAACUCGGUCACAGGUAAGUUUUCUUUCCUGACGAAGAACACUAUGGCAUGGAGGAAAUAGUACGUAAUCCAUGUAUCGCGGACUGGGAUGCUCAAUGUGAAACUAUUGUGUUGGUAUUGUACGGUAUGCAUGUAUGGAUCGUGUGGUACGGUACAGCUGCAUGCUGUGGAAUAUCAUCCUCAUGUGAUUACCGUA
Messenger RNA from Rhodofomes roseus, 1892 nucleotides. RefSeq lists its product as uncharacterized. NCBI's taxonomy places the organism in Eukaryota, Fungi, Basidiomycota, Agaricomycetes, Polyporales, Fomitopsidaceae. The record is from RefSeq and is a predicted model, not a curated record. The transcript has 4 exons. The coding region runs from base 38 to 1672 and encodes 544 amino acids.